UUGAGAACCACUAUCGCCGGAUGAGAUGCGCGCGCAGGGGAUCCGCCAUUUUCCUUUCUUUCGUUUGUCUCCUCGUGCUGAGAGAUAAUCUCCAACUGAAAUCAACAUGGGUAAGGGGAAUAAUAUGAUACCCAAUGGCCACUUCCACAAGGAUUGGCAGAAGAAUGUACGAACCUGGUUUAACCAGCCAGCUCGUAAAAUCAGGAGAAAGGCGAAUCGGGUGCAAAAGGCACGUGGUCUAGCCCCUAGACCAGUUGACGCUCUUCGCCCUGUCGUUCGUUGCCCGACAGUUCGCUACCAUACUAAAGUACGUGCUGGGCGAGGAUUUACACUUGCAGAGGUGAAAGCUGCUGGUUUGAAUAAAAACUUCGCCAAGAGCAUUGGCAUCUCCGUGGACCACCGAAGGAGAAAUAAAUCAGUGGAAUCGCUUCAGACGAACGUCCAGCGGUUGAAGGAGUACAGAGCCAACCUGAUCCUCUUCCCCAAGAACGAGAAGAAGCCCAACAAGGGAGACUCCAGCCCAGAGGAAUGCAAGAUUGCAACUCAGGUGAAGGGUACACCAAUGCCCAUCCUUUCCUCCGGUGUUCUCAAGGCCAAAGCUCGACCCAUUACGGAGGAAGAGCAGAGGUUCCAAGCGUACAUCACCCUUCGAAAGGCAAGGGCUGAUGCCAGGUUGGUUGGCAUUCGGGCUAAACGCGUCAAGGAUGCCGCAGAAAAUCCGGACGAUGUCACCAAGGCACCGGGUGGAAAAUCCAAAAAGUAAACAUCCCGUUUUUUACGAUUAUUAUACAAAAAUUAAAAUAAGGAUACAUUUUGUGAAAUAAUGAUGAGAAUAAAAAUCGGGUUCUGUUUACAACGAA
Molecule: messenger RNA, 860 nt
Organism: Fopius arisanus
Lineage: Eukaryota; Metazoa; Arthropoda; Insecta; Hymenoptera; Braconidae
Gene: RpL13
Product: ribosomal protein L13
Exons: 4
Coding region: 107-763 (218 amino acids)
Biological process (GO): translation
Cellular component (GO): cytosolic large ribosomal subunit; ribosome
Molecular function (GO): RNA binding; structural constituent of ribosome
Source: RefSeq, a predicted model, not a curated record